AUGUCCAGCUCCGCUCCCGGUUCUCAGGUGCGUCCUCCACGAGGGCAGCGGCUGCGGAAGGUGCGAGUGACGGGGACGCGCACGCCCGGGGAGCGCGGGGAAGCGGGACGCUCGCACGGCGGGGCGGGAAGCCGUGUGACCGCGGACAAUGGACUGGGCCUCUAUGAAGUAGAAAUGGCAGGAGUGCCAUGGUCAUCAGGGCAGUCAGCUCUGGCUGCCUCUACAAACACCCCCAUCUCCAUGUCUGGACACGCACACGUCGGCCGGCUGCCCCCGCCCCCUCUGCGUCCCGCUCCCGCCCCUGGCUUUGCCUCCCGUUGCUGCCGCCGCCGCCGCCGCCGCCGCCUUUGCUGCCGCUGCCGCUUCCCGCGGCCUGGGCCUCCCGCCGACAGAAUGCCACACGCCUUCAAGCCCGGGGACUUGGUGUUCGCUAAGACGAAGGGCUACCCACACUGGCCGGCCCGGAGCUUUACUGGGACCCAAGACCUGUUCCUCUACAACAAAUGUAAAGAUAAGUACAGGAAACCCAACAAGAGGAAAGGCUUCAAUGAGGGACUGUGGGAGAUCCAGAACAACCCCCACGCCAGCUACAGCGCUCCUCCGAUCCUGCAGGACCUUCUGGAGCUGCAAUGGAACCACAGGAGUCACACGGGGAAGUGGGCCCUGGGAGCAGGGGCUGUCCGGGUCUGGCUCACCAAGUGGUAAAUGUCCUCCAACUUAGCAGUCAAAUGAAGGGGAAACCUAAGGGAAAGAAACAGAGGCUGAAAGACACACAACUUCAGGACCCCUCAUCUGAGUGAGCGCCUCCCUCAACCCCAGGGCUUCGGGGACACAAUU
This is a messenger RNA of Cynocephalus volans (Philippine flying lemur), 837 nucleotides long. RefSeq lists its product as uncharacterized. Gene Ontology annotation, molecular function: histone H3K9me2/3 reader activity; histone H3K27me3 reader activity. The record is from RefSeq and is a predicted model, not a curated record. The transcript is spliced from 6 exons. Bases 1 to 705 code for a protein of 234 amino acids. NCBI's taxonomy places the organism in Eukaryota, Metazoa, Chordata, Mammalia, Dermoptera, Cynocephalidae.